ACAGUCGUCAAGAAGGAGGAAGAACAGAAAAAGUUUAUGUUGGAUCCAGUCAAGUCGAAAACCCGUACUUUUGACAUGUUUCUGCACCCAUUGCCUGAAGAAUUUGCGCCCAUCAACACAACGGAAAACCCUCAUCUGACGGAUAACUGGGACGAUGUCGAAGGAUACUACCGAAUCAGAAUUGGUGAGGUGAUCGAUGGGAGAUACCUGGUUUACGGUUACACUGGACAGGGAGUUUUCGGCAAUGUUGUACGUGCCAGAGAUCAGGCUCGAGGAAACUUGGAAAUUGCUGUAAAGAUCAUUAGAAAUAACGAACUGAUGUACAUUUUGAUAGUCAGCACAAAACCGGCCUGCGUGAACUCGAAUACCACUGCCUUCGGCUUCAUCGCCACUUUUUCCAUAAGCAGCACUUGUGUCUUCAUGAAUCUGCGUGAAGUUCUGCGAAAAUAUGGCAAAGACGUUGGUUUGCAUAUCAAAGCCGUCCGGUCGUACACGCACCAGAUUUUCAUGGCUCUCAAGCUGUUGAAAAAGUGUAACAUCCUUCACGGCGAUAUUAAACCGGAUAAUAUUCUGAUAAACGAAUCGAAACUGGUAUUGAAGCUGUGCGAUUUCGGCUCCGCUUGUCACGUGGCAGAUGCAGAAUUAGCUCCGUAUCUGAUUUCGAGGUUUUAUCGGGCUCCUGAAAUCAUGUUGGGUUUGCCGUACGACUUCAACAUUGAUCUGUGGUCAGCUGGAGUGACGAUAUAUGAAAUGUACACCGGAAAAAUCAUGUUUCCGGGGAAAUCCAAUAAUCAAAUGCUUAAGUUCAUUAUGGAUUUUAAGGGCAAAUUUCCCAAUAAGCUUGUUCGGAAAGGACAGUUCAAGGAUCAGCACUUUGACUCGAAUUGCAACUUUCUGUACCACGAAGUCGACAAGGUUACACAAAGGGAGAAAGUCACCGUGCUUUCGAUCAUACAGCCAGCUCGAGACUUGCUUAGUGAGCUGACGGGAGUGCAGCACCUCGACGAGAACGCGUUCAAGAAAGUUGUGCGACUCAAGGACCUUUUGGAUAAAAUUUUGAUACUCGACCCGGGAAAACGGAUUCCUCUUAACGAUGCGAUACGCCAUUCGUUCAUCGUUGACAGAUAG
This is a messenger RNA of Soboliphyme baturini, 1128 nucleotides long. Lineage: Eukaryota; Metazoa; Nematoda; Enoplea; Dioctophymatida; Soboliphymatidae. The record is from the annotation of a GenBank genome assembly.